AUGGCGUUUGGCCAUUCUCGAAAAGAUGUCGAAAUUAGCAGCAUUGAUAGCGAGAGCAAGCAUGUCCACUCCAAUUCGUCGCAAGCAGCAGAAGUCAAGCUCGAUAAAAGAGGCAUGCCAUUGGUGCCUCAGCCCACUUCCGACCCUCUAGACCCAUUAAAUUGGAGUUUGUGGCUCAAAAUUCUGGUUCUGUUGCAAGUGUCGCUGCUGGCAUUCCUUGCUCUUUUCAGCGCUUCUUUAAUUACACCCGCCUUCGUCCCCCUCUCCGUAUCCCUCCACAAAGACCUAACCGAAACGGCCUACGUAACCAGCGUUUUUAUUGCCUUCGUGGGCGCCUCAUCGCUCUUCUGGAACCCAAUCGCCAACGUUUACGGCCGGCGUCCCAUCUACAUCAUCAGCAUCUCGAUCGCCAUUGCAACCUCGGCUGCCUCCGGCGCUUCCCGCACGUACGGCGAGUUGAUCGCCUUUCGCGCCUUGAAUGGAUUCUUUGGCGGCGUUGCGCUCGGCUUGGGGAGUGCAACCGUCACGGAUCUGUUCUUUGAACAUCAAAGAGGCUUCUAUAUGGGAAUCUAUACACUGUCGCUGAUUACGGGUGGGCAUAUCGCGCCGAUUGCUGGAGGCUACAUUGUCAAAAAUACCCUUACGUGGCAUUGGUGUUUCUACAUUCCUGCAAUCAUUACGGCAUUCAUGUUGCCUCUCUUCAUCCUUACGGUCCCGGAGACUUUAUACUCGCACUCCGCCGAACGCGCCCAAAGACCCUACGGAUCAUGGAUGGAGAAUAUGACCAUGCGCGGAAGAGCCCAUUCGACACGGUCUCUCAAACUCAUCGACUUCUUCCGCCCAAUCCAGAUGCUCAUGUACCCAAGCGUCCUGCUCCCGACGCUUUAUUACUCCGUCUCCUUUGGCUACGGCAGCAUCUUGUUCAUUAUCACCUCGGCCAACAUAUUCUUGAAGGUCUACAAAUACAAGCCUUACCAAACAGGCGUGCUACUGGGUGUUCCGUUGACGGUGGGCAGUGUUGUUGGAGAGUUGGUGGCUGGUGGGCUGUCGGAUUGGAUCAGUGAGAAGCGCGCCUUGGCUCGGAGCGGAGUCAGGAAGCCUGAGGACAGGCUGUUGGCGCUAUUUCCAGCUAUUGUGCUCUUACCGUUGGGCAUCAUUAUUGAGGGUGUUUGCUUGACGCAUAAGUUGCAUGCGACUGGUACGGGCUUUGGGAUUGCGAUUGCGAGUUUUGGGCUGCAGAUUGCGACGACCGUUGUGUAUACUUAUACCGCCGAGUGCUACAGACAGCAAGCAGCGGAGAUCGGCUCAUUGCUUAAUUUUGGCCGUCAGAUCUUUGGUUUCGGCGUCGGAUUUUACGCAGUCAAGCUAGGCACCAAGGUUGGCUUCCAAAACGCCUGGAUCACGUUUGCGUUUAUCAAUUUCGCGGUGUCGCUACCUGUGCUUGCAUUAAUAUUCGUGGGCGAAAAGUGGCGGAAAGCGAUGGGGCAGCCCGGAUUUCACCGCGAUUUGUGA
This is a messenger RNA of Letharia columbiana, 1512 nucleotides long. RefSeq lists its product as uncharacterized. NCBI's taxonomy places the organism in Eukaryota, Fungi, Ascomycota, Lecanoromycetes, Lecanorales, Parmeliaceae. The transcript is spliced from 3 exons. Gene Ontology annotation, biological process: transmembrane transport. Gene Ontology annotation, molecular function: transmembrane transporter activity. The coding region runs from base 1 to 1512 and encodes 503 amino acids. The record is from RefSeq and is a predicted model, not a curated record.